This is a messenger RNA of Liolophura sinensis, 2001 nucleotides long. Its product is annotated as G patch domain-containing protein 4-like. The coding region runs from base 19 to 957 and encodes 312 amino acids. Gene Ontology annotation, cellular component: nucleolus. Lineage: Eukaryota; Metazoa; Mollusca; Polyplacophora; Chitonida; Chitonidae. Gene Ontology annotation, molecular function: nucleic acid binding. The transcript has 7 exons. The record is from RefSeq and is a predicted model, not a curated record.
CACACGUGAGACACGUAAAUGGCGAACAGUGUGUUUGCCAGGAAACAGCUCCUUAAACAUGGUUGGACAGAAGGUUCCGGACUGGGCAAAGAUGAAUCUGGAAUCAAAGAAGCCAUUAAAGUGAAAAUUAAGAAUGACACAACAGGGGUUGGUCAUGACCCUGGGAAGGAGUUCACUUGCCACUGGUGGGAUCAUGUAUUUAACAAAGCUGCCAACAGCCUUACCGUGGAAACAACUGAAGCAGGUGUACUGUUCAAGAAAAGCUCAGAGAAAGUGAAAGAGAAAGCAAGGACACUGACCAACAAGAGUGUUUUGUAUUCUGGGUUUGUCAAGGGAGCUGUCUUACAAGCCACAGAUAAAGAAGUGAUGACAGAAGUCAGUUGCCACGAUGACAACAGUGACUCUGAGAGCGAUGAAGAAAAAGAGAAGAAAGCGAUAAGCAAACUCACAGAAGAGGAACUCUUUUCUCAGUGUGAAGGCAGAACUGCACACAAGGGAGCCCGUCAUGGACUGAAGCAAAAUGCGAAGCUUCUCAGAAUUCAACAUCAGGAACAGCUUCUGCUGGAACAGUUCAGAGCCAAUCAGAAAAAAGAUAACUUCUCAUCCAAUUGGGACGAUCGACACAAGGCAAAGGACAAUCACCACCAAGGAGUUCAGCGAUUGGAUGAGAAGGAAAUACCGUUGGCAGCCUGUUCUGAUGAUUGUCCUCAUGAAAUGCCUCGAAAGAAAAAGAAGUCCAAACGAAAACCGAGGGAUGUGGAUAUUACCACAGACACUGAUGUUGUUGUUGUUUUGAAAUUGGAUGAUUUGACUGAAGCGAAAACUGAAGAGGCAGAAGGAGAAGGCUUCGUGAACAGAAAGCGCAAAAAGUCAAAAAAGAAAAAAAGAAAGUCUGAUAUUGAGGAUGAAAAUGGUAGUGCAGUUAAAAGUAAAAAAAGUAAGAAGAACAGAAGUUGAUCUUUUGGGAUAUGUAGAUUUAAUUAAAAAAUAAAGUAUUCUAAUGAUUAUUAAUGUGGUCAGUUAAGAGUGGUCUGUCAGCAACCUGCGGAUGGUUGUGGGUUUCCCUUGGGCUCUGCCCGGUUUCCUCCCACCAUAAUGCUGGCCGCUGUCGUAUAAGUGGAAUAUUCUUGAGUAUGGGGUAAAACGCCAAUCAAAAUAAAAAUAAAUACAGGAAGUACAGGAAGCCUGUUCAGUCUCCAGCCAGUGUUAAACUGAACUCUGCCUUACUACAUGUAGAAGAUUUGACUGGUACUCUUUACAGCGCAUGCGCAGUUCACAGUGCUCGCGUUACAUAACUGCCAACACAAGACCAGCUUUACCUUUAGAGCCUGUGGGACGCACAAGGGCUUGUUUAGGCUUAAUCUCACCUUGGGUGUUCUCUUGAGGAACUGUUUAAUCAGCAUUCGGCAGUAAAAUUAUUUCAGGUGUUGGCUAGAAUCAUGUUGCGCAUACUUCAGAUAAAGAGGAGACAUGUACAUAACGUAUUAUUGAAAACAAAGGCUGAGAGAUUUUGUGUUUUCUGACAUGACUUUCUGCCUGAUCCCUGUGACCCCAGGUACCUACGGCCUUGUUCAAGAUUUGUGUACAAAAAUAUAAGGCGAACAUAGAGAGCCGCGCAUGCGAUGUACGGACAGUCUGUUUGACUGACUAAAAGAAGUAAUGGUGUGAAAAAUACUCAUUGGGUGGUCAUAUAAUAUAAAUGGAAUAUCGUUAUACAACCAUACAUUGUAACAUAAAUUUAUUGCAUCUGACAGGUUUGAGUCGACUCAACGCGGCCUAGCUAGAAUAUGGUGGUCGCCCAGUAAUGAUUUUAGGAUGUGUAUCAGUGUAAAUUAAUGACGGCAUGGCAAUUUAAAAUUGUAAACGAAUAUUUUCGGGAGUAUAGUUUUUGGGGGUAUGUUACAGGAGUAAUUUACAUGAAUUGUUCGGCCAUUUUUGGCGGUGUAUAGGGAAAGCAUCAAGCCUGUCUUUUGCAGAAAGUUUUGCAGAAACCUCGAACUA